This is a messenger RNA of Gracilinanus agilis (Agile Gracile Mouse Opossum), 1554 nucleotides long. Its product is annotated as olfactory receptor 5M11-like. Gene Ontology annotation, biological process: G protein-coupled receptor signaling pathway; sensory perception of smell. The record is from RefSeq and is a predicted model, not a curated record. The coding region runs from base 1 to 1554 and encodes 517 amino acids. NCBI's taxonomy places the organism in Eukaryota, Metazoa, Chordata, Mammalia, Didelphimorphia, Didelphidae. Gene Ontology annotation, cellular component: membrane. Gene Ontology annotation, molecular function: olfactory receptor activity; G protein-coupled receptor activity; odorant binding. The transcript has 2 exons.
AUGUUAAACCAAAAUGGUAGCACCAGAGUAACAGAAUUUAUUCUACUUGGACUCACAGAUCGGCCUGAGUUACAACAUAUCCUGUUUGUAGUUUUCCUUGGAAUCUACAUUGUCACCCUGUUAGGUAAUUUUGGAAUGAUCAUGCUAAUUAAACUGGAGCCCCGCCUUCAUACCCCCAUGUACUUUUUUCUCACAAACUUGGCUUUUGUUGACUUGUGCUAUUCCUCUAAUGCAACUCCCAAGAUGCUGGAAAUUUUUUUAUCUGAAAGGAAGACCAUUUCCUUUGCUGCUUGCUUUGUUCAGUGUUACAUCUUCAUUGCAUUACUGCUCACUGAGUUUUACAUGUUGGCCGCCAUGGCCUAUGACCGCUAUGUUGCCAUUUGCAGCCCACUACACUAUAAUGUGAGGAUGUCCAGGAGAGUCUGCAUCUGCCUGGCUACCUUCCCCUAUGUCUAUGGCUUCUCUGAUGGUCUUCUGCAGUCCAUCCUGACAUUCCGCUUGUCCUUCUGUAGAUCUAAUGUCAUCAACCACUUCUACUGUGCUGAUCCACCACUCAUCAAGCUGUCCUGCUCUGAUACCUACAUCAAAGAACACGCCAUGCUCAUUUCAGCUGGCACCAGAGUAACAGAAUUUAUUCUUCUUGGACUCACAGAUCGUCCUGAGCUACAACGUAUCCUGUUUGUAGUUUUCCUUGGAAUCUACAUUGUCACCCUGUUAGGUAAUUUUGGAAUGAUCAUGUUAAUCAAACUGGAGCCCCGACUUCAUACCCCCAUGUACUUUUUUCUCACAAACUUGGCUUUUGUUGACUUGUGCUAUUCCUCUAAUGCAACCCCCAAGUUGCUGGAAAAUUUUUUAUCUGAAAGGAAGACCAUUUCCUUUGCUGCUUGCUUUGUUCAGUGUUACAUCUUCAUUGCAUUACUGCUCACUGAGUUUUACAUGUUGGCUGCCAUGGCCUAUGACCGAUACGUUGCCAUUUGCAGCCCACUACACUAUAAUGUGAAGAUGUCCAGGAGAGUCUGCAUCUGCCUGGCUACCUUCCCCUAUGUCUAUGGCUUCUCUGAUGGUCUUCUGCAGUCCAUCCUGACAUUCCGCUUGUCCUUCUGUAGAUCUAAUGUCAUCAACCACUUCUACUGUGCAGACCCACCACUCAUCAAGCUGUCCUGCUCUGAUACCUAUGUCAAAGAAUAUGCCAUGCUAAUCUCAGCUGCGUUUAACCUCUCUAACUCACUUUCCAUAAUUCUCAUUUCCUAUGCCUUCAUCUUGGCAGCCAUUCUUCGCAUCCGCUCUGCUGAGGGAAGAUGGAAGGCCUUCUCCACCUGUGGCUCUCACAUGAUGGCUGUCACUUUGUUUUAUGGGACUCUCUUCUGCAUGUAUCUGAGACCACCCACUGAUAAAAAUGUAGAGGAAUCCAAAAUUAUAGCUGUGUUCUAUACUUUUGUGAGUCCUGUGCUGAACCCACUCAUUUAUAGUCUGAGAAACAGAGAUGUGAAAGUAGCUUUGAGGAAUGUGCUCAGGAGGAAUGUACUGAAGAAAAUGGUCUCAAGUAUAUCAUAG